This is a messenger RNA of Hylaeus volcanicus, 2182 nucleotides long. It is a transcript of the gene Indy, whose product is annotated as protein I'm not dead yet. The coding region runs from base 466 to 2175 and encodes 569 amino acids. Gene Ontology annotation, molecular function: succinate transmembrane transporter activity; citrate transmembrane transporter activity. Gene Ontology annotation, biological process: monoatomic anion transmembrane transport; citrate transport. Gene Ontology annotation, cellular component: membrane. The record is from RefSeq and is a predicted model, not a curated record. Lineage: Eukaryota; Metazoa; Arthropoda; Insecta; Hymenoptera; Colletidae. The transcript is spliced from 10 exons.
UCACAAGUGCGGCCAAGCACCAUGCCUGAACUAGAUCAGGACGUUCCAACUGUGCAGCAACGUUUGCAUUAUAUUGGCACAUUGCUGGAAUAUCAGUGAUGUUGAUGCUGAAGAUCAAACAAAUAAGAAUCAAAACAGGGGAGCCAAGCGCUAAUGCGGGGAAGUGGAACCACAUUUUUAGUUGGAGACAUAAAUCCACGCGGCGUUAGUAGGCAUCACACACACAUAUCGCACAUAUCUAGCUUAUCGAUGACUGAACCAAACCAUUGGAUAAUUUAUCGCAACAAAAGAACAACGAAGAUCACGUUCGACCAUCCCCAAUAUCCAUGUUCACACGCAUGGUUAGAUACAAGCAAGCCAUCCAUCGCGACAGUUAUGUAAUGACUGAAAAAACGAAGGAAAACAUAAUUAUUCGCAUUUUGAGAAACCACUGUAUGAAACAAAUCGCGAAAGAGUAAAGAAGAUAUGGCUGAUCAGGCGGAAGAAGGAGAUACGCUGAGAGCCAAAUUGAAUCUGACAUUGAGGUUCACGAGGAUGUACUGGAAAAUAUUAUUUGCCAUAAUAUGGGCACUAUUUCUGCUGCCGUUCAUGUUGGCUAACAAUAUUCCGGAAGUCAGAUGCGCGUACACGGUGCUACUGAUGGCUGGCUAUUGGAUCAUGGAGUGUUUCCCUCUGGCCGUCACCUCGCUGUUACCACUGGUGUUGUUUCCAGUGUUAGGGGUAUUAAGCACGGCGGAGACUUGCAGUUGUUACAUGAACGAUACCAUAAUGGUUUUCAUUGGAGGUCUCAUCCUCGCGAUCGCCAUCGAGCACUGCAACUUGCAUUUGCGAAUCGCUCUGGGUGUAAUGAAAACAGUUGGCUGCACGCAUGCGAAAUUACUCGGCGGUUUGUGUGUCGUAACCACUUUUAUAUCCAUGUGGGUUUCGAACACAGCAGCCACGGCCAUGAUGGUGCCAAUUAUAUUUGCGGUUCUCCAAGAACUAGAACAGGCUGGCCUCUGUAAAAUUUUCGACCAGAUGCCAAUAGACCCGAACCAACCGGACCGAGAGCCAGAAUUGAAGCCGACAAACGUGACGAAGGCCUACAUGAUGGCAGCAGCGUAUUGCUCGACGUUUGGCGGCACAGGAACGCUCGUGGGCACCGGCACCAACCUUACGUUUAAGGGGAUAUACGAAAGCACUUUUCCUCUCGCCGAGGGCAUCAAUUUCACGCAGUGGAUGAUCGCCAACAUCCCUCAAAUGGCCAUCAACUCGUUUUUAACCUGGCUUUAUCUUCGCAUAGUCUUCAUGGGGUAUCUCAGACCGAAUAGCAAGGAUGCAGAACUGGCAACUAUCGGCGAAGAAGGAGAAGCGAUUACGAAUCGGGUGAUAAUAGCGAGAUACAAGGACUUGGGUAAUAUUACGUUUCACGAAACAGGAGUCGCCACCCUUUUCGUAAUCUGUAUAUUUCUGUGGUUGUUCCGAAAACCAGGCUUCGUGCGUGGAUGGUCCGAAGCGAUAACGGAUAUAGAUAUCCGGGAUUCCACGCCUGUUAUAUUCGUCUCCAUCCUCAUGUUCUUCAUCCCGAAAGAUCCGAGUUUUAUCUAUAGCUUCAGUCGAGAUCCCGAAAAGAGACCCAAAGAAAUAUCAGAAGGAUUGAUCACAUGGAACGUGAUCCAGUCAAAAAUGCCUUGGAGUCUGAUGUUCCUGUUAGGCGGUGGUUUCGCGAUAUCCAGAGGCAGCAUCGCUUCUUGUCUGGCCAAAAGAAUUGGAGGAGCUUUGGUACCACUACGAUACCUACCCUCUGAACUGAUCCUCUUUUUUGUUUCCCUGUUUAUUGGCACUAUCACGGAGUUUACUUCCAACGUCGGUAUCGCGAACAUAACUUUACCCGUUAUCGCUCAAAUGUGUGUAGCAAUGGAGAUACAUCCUUUAUAUUUGAUGUUACCAGCAACCAUAAUGUGUUCGUAUUCCUUUCGAUUACCGGUGGGUACACCACCGAACGCGAUCGUAUCGGCUGUCGGUCGGAUUCCAACUAAGUGGUUAAUGAUAGGAGGAUGUGGGCCUGCCACUUACGCGCUUAUAGUGCAAUGUGUUUGUUUCCUUGUUUGGGGCAGUUACAUUUACAAUAUCGGGGAAUUUCCAGCGUGGGCCUCGAACAUUCAACAGAAUAAUACGGAUGACAAAUGCAAAUGAUUCACAC